Molecule: messenger RNA, 1560 nt
Organism: Symbiodinium natans
Lineage: Eukaryota; Dinophyceae; Suessiales; Symbiodiniaceae
Source: the annotation of a GenBank genome assembly
AUGGCCGAACUACCUGGCAAUGAGAACUUUGAGGGUGUAGUGGCCCCGCCAAAGGCAAUGACAGAUGAGGCGGCUACUCCUCAAAAGACUGAGCAAGACACUCCUGGUUCACAUGCUGAUGCAGAGGGCGCCCUCAGCAGAAAGACGUUCGCAUGCCUUGCAGCUGCUUAUACUGUGGAAGGCGUAGACUCGCAGCUCCUCAGCACGUGUCUCUUUGCCCUGCAGAGAGAUAUCGAUCUUAGCCUCCACGAGAUUGCGAUUCUCACAACCGCCCAGAUGAUCAUGGCCAAUCUGGCGGCUCCAUUUUGGGGAAUCCUUGCGGAUCGCCAUUUGCUGUCGCGACGGAGCAUCCUCGCCUUGGGCUGCAUCGGUGUCGGCUCGGCGGUGACUGUCAUGUCCCUGGUGUCCUCGAUGCUGCCGCUUGUUUUCCUGCGGGCGAUGUGCGGCUUCUUCCUGGCCUCCCUGAAGCCUGUUAGCAUCGGUCUGGUGGCAGACCUGACCCCAGAGCAGCAUCGAGGCAAGAUCUUCGGGCAGCUGCAGAGCUUCUUCAUGUUCGGCAUGCUGGUCACCACGCUGGUUGGCGGGAACGUGGCCAACAUCUUCAUUUUCAGCCUUGCGGGCUGGCGAGUCUUAUUCUUUGUCACAGGCGUGCUUACGUACGGCGUGGCGGCGAUCUUGGCGAAGUGCAUGGUGGAGCCGCCGCGCAGGCUGGAGAAGCCGGAAGCGUCUCAAGGCGGAGCUUGCAGGACCGUCGGGGAUGAACUGAUGGCCGUGCUGCGCUUCCUGACGAUACCCUCCUUCAGCAUUCUCGUGCUGCAGGGCAUCUUCGGAAGCAUUCCAUGGAGCAUCAUGGGGAACAACCUGCUCUAUUUUAAGCUUUGUGGCUUGCAGGAUUGGGAGUCCUCCAUUCUGACAGAGUUUACAGCUGCUGGGAUGGUGGGCGCUGUUCUAGGUGGCUUCGUGGCAGAUGUCUUGGCAAGGCGAUUGGGUAAGCAUGGGCGGCCGCUGAAUGCACAGAUCACCGUGGCCAUCGGAAUCCCUUUGAUGUACUUGCAGUUCUAUGGUGUGCCAGCAGGACAGGGCUCCUUCUGGGUGUACUUCGCGAUCAUUGGUUCAUUCGGAGUUUUCGGUACCUGGGCUGGAAUUGGCACCAACCUCCCCAUCCUCUCUGACAUUGUGCCGGCGGAACACCGUUGCAAGGCAAGGGGAUCAAUUGUGGGGAUGCCAAUGCAAGUUCUGAGAAAGCAGGUCAUGGCUUGGGAGGGUGCUUUGGAGAGCAGUACGGCAGCUGCCAUCGGGCCUGUGAUUGUUUCGCUCUUGGCCCAGAACCUCUUCGGCUACGACUUCGGUGAGAAGGGCCAGACGGGCAGCACCCUGGAGUCAGCUACAGCCCUGGGAAAGGCAAUGGCGGCUACCAUCUGCAUUCCAUGGACCAUCACGCUUUUUGCCUACACCCUGUUGCAUUGGAGCUAUCCGCGGGACUUGCGCCGAUUGAAGGAACAACGCAAGGCUGCGCAGGUGGCCUAUCAGAGCCAGGGCAGCUUGGCAACCAGCGCAUAA